CUGGUCCCUCAAUUAGUGGAUAGCGCAUUUUCUAAAGUAAGAGUUCAAGAAUUAUAAAGAGGCCAUAGCCAACUCUUCUACGAACCAUUUUUUCUGUGCUACAAUCAACACCGUCUUCUACCAAUUUCUCAAACGUCUCUCCCAAAGUUCUAUUUUUACUACCAAACAUUCACAAUGGCAAUUCAAUCCGUUCAGGUACGCCCUCAAAAGGCUGCCAAUGCCGACGCAAUUGAGACUUUUAUCGAGUCUCUGAUUGGACGAACCGUUUCCACCACAGCCUCCAUGGUGCCUGUUUUCUCUUUCCAAACAACAGAAGAGAAUGUGAACAAAAUCAAAGAGAAAUUUGGCGACGAAGUCAUCGUUGAUGUUGUCUAAAUUAUAUAGAAAUUUGGCAACCAAAUCACUGUUGACACCGUCAACUGUUAAACGAAGAGAUAGCUGUCAUACAAGAACGAGCAGUACUAUCAUUCAUAACAAGAUAAAUAAUAGCUGGAGUUCAACAGAACAGGGUUGAUAGGGAUGUAUUGAGUAACACAGAAACUCUACUAUCAGCAGAUAUAUAAUAGAAACCAUAUAGGAAACUGUACUAAAAAAAACCCACAUAUAUAUAUAUAUCAUAUUCUUGCAGCUCUCGCUGUGCUUCUGCUUUUGCUCCACUUACGUUAUCAUAG
This is a messenger RNA of Trichoderma asperellum CBS 433.97, 671 nucleotides long. RefSeq lists its product as uncharacterized. The record is from RefSeq and is a predicted model, not a curated record. NCBI's taxonomy places the organism in Eukaryota, Fungi, Ascomycota, Sordariomycetes, Hypocreales, Hypocreaceae.